CUCUUCCCGGGGUUCCAAGGUUUUAGCAUCUAACAACACAGACACCAUGGCUACGACCUGUCCGAGCAACAAAACGCUAGCUAUCGUCGGGUCUGGAGCCAACACGGUUACAGGAAACUUGGUCUACAAGUUCGGUGGCAUAGAUUUGCGCAUGCUUGCGAAGCUGCAGGAAAAAGGUAUCAACUCAUACGACAAAGCCGCGCAGAAAUUAAAGGACACCAACGAGGAGUUGUACUUCUACACGCCGCGGCACAGAGUCACUGUCAAAGACCAUAUCCCAUGCGCCGAUAGCCUUCUUGUCGUCGUAACGCCGCCUAUUCAGGCGUCUGAACCAUGUUUUACUGGGAGUACCCUCGACGAGCUUAAGGAGUCGGCACCAUUCUUCGCGAGGAGAAAGGCAGUCAUUCUCAUCGUGAGCCCUGAAGGCCACGAUUCGUCUGAAGGCGUGUACAACAACUUGGUCCGAACUGUUAGGGAUGCGCUUCAACAAGUGGGCAUCUCCGCUGACAGUACUCCUCCGGUGCCAGUUGACCUUCACGGUGGGGGCUUCAUCGAACCGUCCCCCAAGACUCCUUGGUACACCGGCGCCACUCUGAUGGCUGCAAUGGAUGAGAUCUUCUCAUAGGGUGUCGACAAACCAAUGUGUUUAAGGCACUGGGUGAAUUUGACAAGGCACUAUCUUAGAAUGAUGAAAGGUUUGAAUGGCUUUGGACUGCAUUGUGUGGUCGAGAUAUUGUUUCAGAAAGACCUGUGUCCUACAUGAUAGGGGCUCCGCGUGUCGCAGAAAAAUGGCCCUGCGCCUUGCCAUCGGCAUGGAGGGAGACUGUGCUGCAUCCUCCCUGCCUUGCGCAUAUCCCGGAUCUCCGUACGCAAAACAUGAUGCAAGAAGUACUCUUCUCCACACAUUCGGGGACGCUCUCUUUGACAGGACUCAUACGCAUCAGUCGGAUCAUAUCCCAGCUAGUAUUCUCGACGAGCCUCAGCUUCCUUUUGAUACAGUGGCC
Molecule: messenger RNA, 1004 nt
Organism: Westerdykella ornata
Lineage: Eukaryota; Fungi; Ascomycota; Dothideomycetes; Pleosporales; Sporormiaceae
Exons: 6
Coding region: 47-625 (192 amino acids)
Source: RefSeq, a predicted model, not a curated record